Molecule: messenger RNA, 23976 nt
Organism: Mytilus californianus (California mussel)
Lineage: Eukaryota; Metazoa; Mollusca; Bivalvia; Mytilida; Mytilidae
Exons: 72
Coding region: 760-20070 (6436 amino acids)
Biological process (GO): Notch signaling pathway
Molecular function (GO): Notch binding; calcium ion binding
Source: RefSeq, a predicted model, not a curated record
UGAACAACGGAGUGUACUUAAGUUCAUGUUAUAUCCUACACUAUCACGAUGAUAAUUAUUCUCGCUGGGACAAUGGAUGGAUUUAAAUGUUGUUGGCUUUAGUAUUUUUAUGGAUAUUGAUACUUAUAAAUACGAGAGACUGUCAUUUAACUAACAAACACAUGCAUUAUUUUACAGCAGUAUAUUACUUUAACUAUGAAUGAGUGCAGUGUUGAUAUUUCAUUGGUUAGUCUUUGUUUGCGCCCAGUAAAUAUUCCUGAGGCGACUGGUUUAGGGGAACAUUAAUUUUUGUGAUCGUUUUAAAAAUAUUGUGAUCUUAUCUUAUGAUAUAAGUGACUACAGUACUUUGAACAGAACACGUUAUGUGAUAUAAACAUACACAACAAAUCUAUUUAUUGAUUGAGCUAUAAUAGGAACCUGUAUUUCCCCCGGCUAUGUGUAUUGGAUCAUAUUUCUACUGAUAUGUCGCUUUACUAUACAUACAUACAUGCCGGUAUGACGGAAUACACUACAAUUGACAAUGUGUAUCUAGGAUGCUGACCAUGUCAUUGUUAAUUACAGAUAAUGACAUUCAGCCGGAUUAAAUCAAAUCACGCUUUGUUUUUGGAUUUUUAAACACAGCUUAACCGAAACUGGAUUUUAUAAAAAAAUAUAUUGAUUUCUCUAAAUACUGAUUUCAAAAAGGAUUCUGGAGACGUUUGCUUUCCGAGACGACCCGAUGUCGCCCCGGGGUGGGGAACGACUUUUCUGUGCAGUCAGAUGGUCGGGCUGAUGUCCGUUUGGAAAUUGAUUUUUCUGAUUUUAUGGUCAAUUGGAUUUCUUAUAUUUACAUCUUGUGUCAAGGCUCCAACAUAUGAAUUUGACCUUCAGCUUUACCAGGUGGAUGAAUCUUUGUUAGAAUGUCCAACAGGCUGGCUUAAAUUCAGGAAUCAGUGUUAUUAUAUAGUUAACGAAGAAGCUACAUUCCAACAGGCUGACAUACUUUGCAAAAGGUAUGGUGGUCACUUGGUGAAGACAGAUGGAUACAAUAGUAAUCAAGGAUUUGGAAAGCUGAUUAGUAACCACAAUAUUAGUCAUGUGUGGAUUGGUUUACAAAGAAAGAAAUCUGGUGAAUUUUGGUGGUCCAAUGGACAGCUAGCAGAGGCUGCAGAUGGGUUCUGGACAACCCAGCUACCCAUCCAAUCUACUGAAUAUGAUCUAUGUACUGUUAUGACAACAACUUUAUCUGACUAUGGAGAAUAUCGUUGGACACUAAAUAAUUGUGAUAUAGGUUAUAGCUCUGUGUGUCAGACAUCAGCGUGUGUUGCAGGACAAUUCCGCUGUUCAGAUGGAAGUGGAUGUAUCAGUAGAUCAUGGAUAUGUGAUGGGAUUCAUCAGUGUUCAGAUAGAUCAGAUGAGCUGAUGUGUCCAGGUAGCUGUGGGGGUCAUCUUCAGGGAAUAUUACAGACAUUCCAUUCACCUCAUUAUCCUCAAACAUAUCCUAAACAUUCAUCAUGUAUAUGGAGGCUAGAAACUCCUGUAGGAACUAGAGUUUAUUUAAAGUUUGAAUCAUUUACAGUAGAAACAUUGUAUGAUAAAGUCAUAAUUCAUGAUGGCAGCUCCGAGAAGGAUCCGCUGGUCGGGACUUAUUCUGGAACUGACAAACCAAGUGUGCCAUAUUCAUCAUCAAAUUUUUAUCUAGUCAUAUUUCAAUCAGACCAGGACAAUCAAAUGUCUGGAUUUAAUGCAUCAUUUUCUGCAGUGCCUAUGGACAAAUGUGGAAGUGAAAUGAUUGCAUCUAGUAAAUCACAGUGGUUUGGAUCUCCAAACUUUCCAAAUUCCUAUCCAAACAAUAUACUGUGUGACUGGAUCAUCAAGACAAGCAACUCAGUGGACCUCAUAUCAUUACAGUUUCACCGUUUUUCCAUAGAUACCUCAGAUUUCAUAGAGAUCAGACAAGGGGAAUCAAUUGACUCGCCAUUAUAUGGACGCUUUACCGGUGAUGAUAUACCUCCAGUAUUUAUUAGUACUAGUCACAGUUUUUUUAUCAGGCUUUAUACAGAUUUCACCCAUACUGGAACUGGCUUUAAUGCAACAUAUAAAACAGGUUGUAAUAAUACAAUACUUCAAGGUUAUGCCAGAAUUAUGUCCCCUGGAUAUGGUAUAACCAAGUACCCAAACAGCAUAAACUGUGAUUGGACAAUCAGUGAUCCUCUACAAAGAAAUUUAACUCUGGUUUUUAAUAAUAACUUUGAUACUGAGAAAGGAUUUGAUAAUGUUACAGUUUAUACAAACAAUCAUACCUCCUAUACUCACGCAGGGCAAGGUGCCCCUCCAGCCAUUACAACUCAGUCAGAGCAGUUCCAUGUUAACUUUAGUUCAGAUAGUCAGGUCAAUAGGAAUGGAUGGGCCAUAACUGUGUCAUUUGAUUGUCCAUCAUUAAAUUUAAGUGAUCAUCUACAAAUGAAUUCAUCAAUUACAACAUUUGGUACAUAUGUACUGUUUUACUGUGAUAAUGGUUACCAGUUGGCUGGUACCAGUGUGCUUAUCUGUGAUAUUGGGGGAAGAUGGUCAACAUCUCCCCCUUCUUGUAAAGUAAUUAAUUGUGGAUCACCUUCCAUACCAGUUAAUACCAAGCUGGUUAGUGUCAGUUCCACAUUUUACCUUGGAAGAGCUGUAUAUAAAUGUAAUUCAGGGUAUAAAAUGUCUACCAAUGAUACAAGUAUCUGUCAGAGUAAUAGACAGUGGACACUGCCAUAUUGUGCAGAAAUAAGUUGUCCUAAGCUAGAUAUGACAGAAAAAUUAAUGUUAAAAUACACAUCUGCAGAAUCUCACUAUGUGUAUGGAGAUAUUGUAAUCUAUGACUGUGAUAGUAACUACAGACUUAUAGGAGCUUCUAUGGUUUACUGUACAGAGAAUGGAACUUGGUCUAAACCUACACCAUCUUGUAAACCACCUGUUUGUCCUCCAAUUUAUAUAAGAAAUGGUUACACAAAUGCUACAAAUAUUGUGAUGGGAGGGGACUAUAUACAGGUGUCCUGUAACAAUGGAUAUUCACUUACAGGCAACCCAAUAGUGUUCUGUGAUCUGAAUGGUGUAUAUACAGCAUUGCCUUACUGCAGUGAUAUAAACGAAUGUGUAACAGGAAAUGUAUGUGGUGGUCACAGUUGUCAGAAUACACCUGGAUCCUAUAGAUGUGUUUGUAACCAUGGAUACCAGAACCCACCUAAUAGUUACACAGUGUGCAAAGAUACAGAUGAGUGUAGUACAUUUCCAUGUACAGGUAUAUGUGAAAACUUAAGUGGUAAAUACAGGUGUAACUGUAACCCACCACAGGAACUGUAUACAGAAAAUAUAAUCAGGAUUGUCAAAAGAAAAGUACUGAGACCAAAUAGUACUUGUAUAGCUGUUUGUUCCAGUUUUAGUGUCAGUAAUGGUGGAGUUAUUGUAGCUGAUACUGUUCCCCUAUCCUCUGGUAGCUACAUAGCCCCUACCACAGUUAUGAUACACUGUCCUCGGGGAACAGUACCAGAUGGAUCAGUGGUAGUAGAAUGUCAGCUGGAUGGAACAUGGAACAAUACUGUAACAACUUGUAGAAAUCAAGAAUGUGAACAGUUGUCUCUCCCUCUUUAUGGUCGUAUUUUUUAUUUGAAUGCAACCAGGGGCUAUAACUCUGUAGUACAGUAUUCAUGUAAAGAAGGAUAUGAAUUAUCUGGAGUUGAGUACAGAUUUUGUCAGCCUAUUAAUGAUACAACACAGUUUGACUGGACUGGAAUAGAACCUGUUUGUAAAGAAAUCAAAUGCCAAGCAUUGCCAGAUCCAGCUAAUGGUCAAGCAGUGUAUGGAUCAACUACUGUUGGUUCAGUUUUACAGUAUUCUUGUAACUGUGGAUACCAUCUGAUAGGGUCAAAAGUUAGGAUUUGCCAGCCUGGUGGAUUAUGGGAUGGAAAAAAUGCAAUUUGUGCCCCAUCAACUGUAUGUCAGUCUCCAGUGAGCUCUGGUUCAGUAGUCAUGUCCAAUAUAUCACCAUUUUAUACAGUGGGGACAGAAGUCAACUUCCAGUGCAAAAACCCUGGAUAUCAAAUAGCUGAUACAACACCUAUAAAAUGUGUAAUAGAAAGACCAACAGAGAACAUAAAACCUAAGUAUAACUUGAUAUUUGAGAUGAGAUUUCUGACACCUAGUAACUUUAACAAGUCCUGUGACUAUCACUAUGUCAAUGAAACAGUUGAACUGUUCAAAGAAUUGGUGGAACAGAGUUGUAAAGAUCCAUACAGACCAUUAACAACCAUUAAAACAGUUGUUAAUAGUGGGGAUGUUCUACAAAUAGAUCUGACCAUACAACUGUCAGAACCAAGGAAAGGGUCCUUUGACUUGGUAUGCAACUGUAGCACUGCCUUACAAGAGAUUGUCAGCACAGGUCUCAUACAGAACAACAUCAACAACGUCACAUUCAAUGGUUCUGAAGAUACCACAUGUCCUACUGUCAGACUCAGAACAGCAGACAGUGAUAAUAUCACCAGUACCAGUAAUUGGUCCUGUGAUGAAGGUUAUGAACUUGUACAUCAGAGUGAAAUCUGUGUCAAUAACCUUGACCUAACCUGUGUUAAAUCUACAGACUGUCCAAAUGUUUAUGUUUCACCAACUACAACAGCUAGUACGACCAGAAUAACGCCUACAUUCGCAUAUGAUACAACCACACAGUGGAAUGUUCCUAUCUCUCCUGUCAACCAUACUACUAACGUACCUAAAAGGUCAACUGCAAUUAGUACAGCAAGGUCACCCUUGGAAACUUUCACAAUGACACAAACUGCUGAAGUCACUACAGUAUCGGAAAGUGAUGGGAAAAUAGAGACAACUAAAUUAACAUCAGUGGUACAAGAUACAACUCAUAGGACACCAACUGUUCCUGGUGUAUCCGAAGUAACAUCUACAGAACCGUCUGUAGCAGAUGAAACCGAAGUCACAACUGCUAUAAUAAGAACAACACAAAUGACACCAACUGUUCCUGCUGUGUCCCAAAUAACAUCCACAGAACCGUCAGUCUUAAAUAAAACAGAAGGUACUACUGCUAUUAAAAGAACAACACAAAAAACAGCAACACCCAGAGUAACUACUGAACAGCAAACAUCAGAUCAUCAUAUCACCGCUCGUAAUUCAACAGACAAUUCUACUCAGGCACAUAGUACAGAGAUACCUGUUGUCAAUACUGGACUGGAAGUUACAACAGGGGAGAUAACUAGUAACCAUUACUUCAUAAAUGUAACAAACAUUGGAGAAACUACAGAAAUAGUAAAACCGACUCAUCCAACUCAAACAUUUACAGCACCUGCUUUAGCCUCUACAGAGGCUUCUGAGUCGGUAACAACACAAAAGUCAGUCACAGAGCCUUCUGAGUCAGUAACAACACAACAGUCAGUCACAGAGCCUUCUGAGUCAGUAACAACACAAAAGUCUGUCACCAAGCCUUCUGAGUCAGUAACAACACAAAAGUCAGUCAAUAAGCCUUCUGAGUCAGUAACAACACAACAGUCAGUCACAAAGCCUUCUGAGUCAGUAACAACACAACAGUCAGUCACAGAGCCUUCUGAGUCGGUAACAACACAAAAGUCAGUCACAGAGCCCUCUGAGUUGGUAACAACACAAAAGUCAGUCACAAAGCCUUCUGAGUCAGUAACUACACAAAAGUCAAUCACAGAGCCUUCUGAGUCCAUAACAUCACAAAAGUCAGUCACAGAACCUUCUGAGUCAGUAACAAUACAAAAGUCAGUCACAGAGCCUUCUAAGUCAGUAACAACACAAAAGUCAGUCACAAAGCCUUCUGAGUCAGUCACAACACAAAAGUCAGUCACAGAGCCUUCUGAGUCAGUCACAACACAAAAGUCAGUCACCAAGCCUUCUGAGUCAGUAACAACACAAAAAUCAGUUACAGAGCCUUCUGAGUCAAUAACAACACAAAAAUCAGUCACAGAAUUGUUUCCUGAAAAUAUGACUGCUGUUGUAAAUGUAACACAAAAAUUUCAAACUUCACCACAAGCAACAAAUAAAACUUUUAUUACUGAUUACACAACUCAACAAUACAACGAAACUGUACCAAUAACCCAUUCACCUCAACCGACACCAACAAUACCACAGAGGUUCACUACUGAAACCCCAGAAAAUACUUCAAUAAAAGAGGUAACAACCAAAGCAACAGAUAAUCAAAUGACAUCUGCAUAUAACUUUACGACCAAGAGAGAUGAUAUAGGUACCACCUCUGAAGGAAGAAAAAUAUUUACAGAUGAGCCUAUAAAUACAACUCAUGUUCCAACUCAAACACAAGAUAAUAUGACAGCAAGUGAAAUCCAGACGCAGACUCAAAUACAAGAUAACACUACAGCACAAGUUCCUGUCACACAAACCCAACUACAAGAUAACUUAACAGCUCAAGUUCCUGUCACACAGACUCAACUUCCAGAUAACACAACAGCACAAAUUCCUGUCACACAAACUCAACUACAAGAUAACAUAACAGCACAAGUUCCUGUCACACAAACCCAACUACAAGAUAACACAACAGCACAAAUUCCUGUCACACAAACCCAACUACAAGAUAACACAACCAAUGAUUCUCAGCUAACAAUGCAACCAUCUAUUACUACUGGAAACAACACAGAAAAUGUAAUUACGACAGUACAACAACCAGUUAAAACAUUUAGUAAACAGGUAACAGAACAAACAACACAAUCAAUGACAGAAACUCUCUCUAAAAUGACUACUCAGGCAGGAAGUACUAUUAUAUCUCAAAAUGCCACUGAAUCACAAGUGUCACAGGCAGUCACUGAAUUGAUAACCAAUACAAAAACUACAACCGACCAACAACUUACAAUGGUCAAAACUACAGCUGACCAACAACCAACUACUGUCAAAACUACAGCCAACCAACCAAAUACAGUAAAAACAACAGCCAACCAACCAGAUACAGUCAAAACUACAGCCAACCAACAACCAAAUACAGUCAAAACUACAGCUGAGACUGAUGCCACAACACAGGUUCUGACUACCCCUGGUAUAACAAUUCCUACAACUACAGCACCAAAUUAUGUUAUAGAGAUGACAGCUGUUUUAAUACCAGCAAAUCUUAGUCAGCCAUGUAAAGAUAACAUCAACACAGCGAUUUCAGACAUACUCAGUUCUACAGAGGGAGUUAGUAAUUCUCUACAAAACUCAAAGACAUGUUCCAAAUAUAACAUCAAAGUUUUCAUUGAAACAUCUAUAAACAUGACUUUAUCUGCUGUAAAAGUAACAAAGAAGUACAGUUUGGUUGGACAGUCACAAUCCAUUCUGACACCAUGUGGACAGGAUAUUGAUGACAAACUAUUAUUAGAACUUAGAGAAAGUCUGAGUAAUCUCCCAUCACAGACUGUAUGUCUGCAGUCAUUACAGGAUUCAAGCAUCACUGUCAGUCAGUGGAAGUGUAGUGAUGGAUAUACCAUGGAUGAGUCAGGAGAAAUUUGUCAUAUUUUUACUCUGACAACAGACUCUGUUACCAUAGAGACAACUUCUGCUGUACCAACAACAAAAGUCACGACAGUGGUAAUUACUGAGCCACCAACGACAACCAGCUCUACAACUACCACACCAACCACUACUACAUUGAAACCCACCACUCGGGGAACCACACUCCCUCCUACUGACCCAGCAUUUUACCUGAUACAGGUAGAAGCAAUAUUCACAGGUAGUAACUUAACAUGGAAAGGAUGUAUUGAUGCUACAAGAACUCAGAUUGAAGAAAAAGUGGAGAGCAUCAGUUUGAGUAUUAUACAAGGCUUAAAAAAGACCUGGAAGCAGUGUACCAAACAGUCUGAUAUUGUCCUGUUAUCUCAGACUGGGAAAAUAGCUGUAACACCAGAAAGACUUGAACUGACAGCACCAUUUGCCAUCCAGAGUCCAAAUGUAGCUACAGACAUUGUGACAGAUUGUGCUAGAAAUGCUGUUGAGGGUCACAUUCAGGACAAAUUCCAAGGACUGUUACGAGAAAUAAAUCCAGGAGUCUGUUUUGUCACACUUCAAACUUUUCAGAUUCCAUUCUCCAGUUGGGCUUGUAAUAACAGUUACGAGUAUGAUUCCACCUCAGAGAUCUGUCGAUUGAUUCAGACUACAACUCCUCCACCCUCUAAUGCAUUAUUAAUGGCCUAUGACAUCAAAUAUUUCAUUCCACAUGGUAGACUAUCAUUGUCAAUACAGUUUUUACAUCUAUCCAUCCAGAAUCAAGUUUUUUGUCUGACAGAGUAUAGGAACAGAUUGGUAUCACUAAUGCAGAGCCAGACAUCAUUGUUUAACAAUGGAAACAUGGUUGACGCAAAGAAAUAUUGUGCAGACAUAUAUAUUAGCUUAUAUGGAAUAGACAGUAAAGGGGAGGAUGUAGUAUUGUCAGUGUCACCUGGUAUGUUGAAUGGCCAGGUUGCUGUUAAAUUGUUUGCUACUUCAAGUAGUUUUACAAGUAAUGGUAGUUAUAAUUCAUGCAUUGCAUGGAUAGCCUCCAAACUUAUGAAUGUCAGCAGCCAUGCACUGAUUGGUCAAUCCACUCUUCCAUCAUCUAAUGUUACACUGUGUAGUAAUGUGACAUUAGAUAAUGUUUCCAUUACUAAUCGGGCUUUUAACUGUACUACAGGAUACCAGAUGGCUUUAUAUAAUGCAUACUUCCUUUGUCUUAGAGAUGAUCGUACAAAGUACAUAGCACCUUUUCUCUUGUCCUAUCAAUGGCACCAACCAAGUAGUAAUUCGUGUAUACAAAGUUUGAUGACCAGACUUUCAGCCGAGUCCAUUCCAUUUGUACAACAGUAUGCUAAACAACCAUCCUGUGCUUCAGACAUCAUACUACAGCAGAAUGGUAGCAUAACAGCAACUUUCAUUAGUAAUUAUUUGCGUGGUAAUAUUACUAUAGCUUAUGAAUUGAGCAGUCAGACAGAAACUGCAGGUUCAAUUUCAACAUUUUCAUCAUGUGCAAAUACAAUUAUUCAAGAAGCAAAGACAUACUUUGAACAGAAAUCAGUUGAAAUAUUAAGUUCAGAGAAAGUUAUGGAGUCUUGUGGAUCAACACAGCCAGUAGUGACCAUGCCUCUAAUUAGUGGUUAUUACAUAUGUCCUAGUGAGAAAACAUGGGACCAGAUCAGUAACCAGUGUAUCAAUGCAGAAAAUGAUACAGCAAUUAUAAAAGGAACCCUAACUUCAGUAUCUUCAUUUUCUGUCUUGCAAACACAACAAUUUGAAACAACCUCUGAUCAGUCUGUAACAAGUCACAAUAUCAAACAAAAUGAAUUAGAAUCAACUAAAACAACACAAGAUCAACAAACAUUUACUCGAAACUCAAUAAAUUCUACUGCUAAACAAAUCAAUGAAGAAAAAAUAAGUUCAGCACAAACAGCACCAUUAGGAACAACUCCGAAUAAUUUAGAAGUAGUGACCAAAGGAAAAACAGCUGACACAACACCAAAUUUUGUUGAUGUAACUUUCAUAAUAAAUACCAUACAUUCAAUCAGAAUUAUUACAGUAGAUUAUAUCCCGACAAUACUAUCUACAACUAAAACAUCUAUAACAACGCCAGCUACAAAAUCUACAUCUGUAACAACACCAACAACAACUGAAACAUAUGUAACAACACCAGCUACAACUAAAACAUCUGUAACAUCACCAGCUACAAAAUCUACAUCUGUAACAACACCAGCUACAACUGAAACAUCCGUAACAACUCCAGCUACAAAAUCUACAAUUGUAACAACACCAAAAACAACUGAAACAUCUGUAACAACACCAACAACAACUGAAACAUAUGUAACAACACCAGCUAUAACUAAAACAUCUGUAACAUCACCAGCUACAAAAUCUACAUCUGUAACAACACCAGCUUCAACUGAAACAUCCGUAACAACUCCAGCUACAAAAUGUACAUCUGUAACAACACCAGCUACAACUGAAACAUCUGUAACAACUCCAGCUACAAAAUCUACAUCUGUAACAACACCAACAACAACUGAAACAUCUGUAACAACACCAGCUACACAAUCUACAUCUGUAACAACACCAGCUACAACUGAAACAUCUGAAACAACACCAGCUACAACUGAAACAUCUGUAACAUCACCAACUACAAAAUCUAUAUCUGUAACAACACCAGCUACAACUGAAACAUCUGUACUAACACCAACCCAAAUAUUAACAACUGAAACAAGACCAAUCACAACUAAAACAUCCGUUCUUACUCCAGUCAAAAUAACUACAACUGUAAGAACCCCAACCACAACUGAAACAUCUGUACUUACAACUACCCCAAUAUCUACAACUAAAACAACCCCAACCACAACUGAAACAUUAGUAACAUCCAAAACCACAGCUGAAACAUUUAUAACAUCCCAAACCACAGCUGAAACAUUUGAACCAACCACAACAGAUACAUCUGUAACAACACCAACCUCAACUGAAACAUUUGUUAUUAAACCAACAACACCAACCACACUAGAAACAUCUGUACCAAAAACAACAACUACUGAAACAUCUGUUACAACACCAACUACAACUGAAAUAUCUGUAACAACACCAACCACAACUGAAUCAUUUGUAACAACACCAACUACACAAAACACAUUUGUACCAAUACCAACAACAACUGAGAAACCUGUACCAGUACCAACAACAACUGACAAAUCUGUUACAACACCAACAGAAACUGAAACAUCUGUAACCACACCAACCACAACUGAAACAUCUGUAACAACACCAACCACAACUGAAACGUCUGUAGCAACACCAACCACAACUGAAACAUCUGUAACAACGCCAAACACACCUGAAACGUCUGUAACAACACCAACCACAAUUAAAAAAUCUGUUACAACACCAACAAAAACUGAAAAAUCUGUUACAACACCAACCACAACUGAAACAUCUGUAACAACACCAACCACAACUGAAACAUCUGUAACAACACCAACCACAACUGAAACAACUAUAACAACACCAACCACAACUGAAACAUCUGUAACAUCUGUACAAACACCAAUCACAACUAAAACAUAUGUCACAACACCAACCUCAGCUGAAACAUAUGUAACAACACCAUCUUCAACAAAAACAUAUAUGACAACAUCAACCACAUUAGAAACAUCAGAAGCAUCUGUAGCAACACCAACCAAAUAUGAAACAACUGUACCAACACCAACCAUAACUGAAACAGUUGUAACAACACCAACCACAACUGAAACAUAUGUUACAAUACCAACAAUGACUGAAACAUUUGUAACUACACCAACUACAACAGAAACAUCUGUCACAACACUAACCACAAAUAAAACAUCAGUAACGACACCAGUCACAUCAGAACCCUUGGUAUCAACAACACUGACAGCAAAAACAUCUGUAACAACAGCAGCAACAACAUAUCAAUCUGGAACAACUUCACUUACAAAAAACUCAGAAACACCUUCCAAAACAUAUUCCUUUGAGCCAUUACCAGUUACAACAAUUCCUAUGGUAACAUCAGCUCUUACAACAAAAAUUUUUGUUUCAACAGUAACACCAGAAACAUCUGUAUCAAAAUCACCUCCAUCAAAUAAAAUGACCAAAGAUAAAUAUAUAACAUCAAAAGUAGCCUCAGUUUCAACACCAGCCUCAACAGAAAUCUCUGUAAAAUUAACAUUCACAACAAAUAAAAUACCAGAAACAACUUUUUCAACACAACCUACAACAGAGACAUCUGUUACAUUACCCUUCACUGCAAAAACUUCUGCAACCAUAGGACAUAAUAAAGCAACAACUACAGAACAUGUUGACACUUCAACCAUAGCAUAUGGUGAUGCAACAACUACAGAACAUGUUGACACUUCAACCAUAGCAUAUGGUGAUGCAACAACUACAGAACAUGUUUACACUUCAACCAUAGCAUAUGGUGAUGCAACAACUACAGAACAUGUUUUCACUUCAACCAUGGCACAUGAUGAUGCAACAACUACAGAACAUAUUGACACUUCAACUAUAGCACAUGAUGAUGCAACAACUACAGAACAUGUUGACACUUCAACCAUAGCACAUGAUGAUGCAACAACUACAGAACGUGUUGACACUUCAACCAUAGCACAUGAUGAUGCAACAACUACAGAACAUGUUUACACUUCAACCAUGGCACAUGAUGAUGCAACAACUACAGAACAUAUUGACACUUCAACUAUAGCACAUGAUGAUGCAACAACUACGGAACAUGUUGACACUUCAACCAUAGCACAUAAUGAUGCAACAACUACCGAACAUUUUGGCACUUUAACAAUAGCACAAGAUGAGGCAACAACAAAAAAACAGUUGGGCACUUCAACUAUAAGACAAGAUGAUGCAAGAACUACACAACAGAUUGACAAUUCAACCACAAGACAAGAUGAUGCAGCAACUAUAAAACAGAUUUACACUUCAACCGUAGGACAAGAUGAUGCAACAACGACAAAACAGAUUGGCACUUCAGUCAUAAUACAAGAUGAUGCAACGACAAAACAGAUUGACAAUUCAACUAUAGGACAAGAUGGUACAACAACAACAAAACAGAUUGGCACUUCAACCAUAAGACAAGAUGAUGCAACAACUACAAAACAUAUUGACACUUCAACCACAGGACAAUAUGAUGCAACAACGACAAAACAGAUUGACAAUUCAACUAUAGGACAAGAUGGUGCAACAACAACAAUUCAGAUUGGCACUUCAAUCAUAGGACAAGAUGAUGCAACAACUACAAAACAGAUUGGCACUUCAACCACAAGACAAGGUGAUGCAACGACUACAAAACAGAUUGGCACUUCAAUCAUAGGACAAGAUAAUGCAACAACAACAAAACAGUUGGGCAGUUCAAUCAUAACACACCUUGAUGCAACAACUAAAGAACAGAUUGGCACUUCAACCAUUAAACAAGAUGAUGCAAUAAAUACAGAACAGUUGAAUACUUCAGCUCUAGAUGAACAAACAACUACAGAACAAGUUGACACUUACACCAUAGCACAAGAUAAUGCAACAACUACAGAACAAUUUGUCACUUCACUCGUAGGACAAGAUAAUGCAAUAACUACAGGACAAGUUGUCACUUCAACCAUAUCUCAGAAUGAUGCAAUAACUACAAAAAAGCAUGGCACUUCAACCAUUAAACAAGAUGAUGCAAUAAAUACAGAACAAUUGAAUACUUCAGCUCUAGAUGAACAAACAACUACAGAACAAGUUGACACUUACACCAUAGCACAAGAUAAUGCAACAACUACAGAACAAUUUGUCACUUCACUCGUAGGACAAGAUAAUGCAAUAACUACGGGACAAGUUGUCACUUCAACCAUAUCUCAGAAUGAUGCAAUAACAAAAAAGGAUGGCACUUCAACCACAGGACAAGAUGAUCCAAUAACUACAGAGCAGAUUGAAAUUACAACUGCUAAAACUGACAUUAUAAAUACAGAACACGGUGGUACUGUAACAAUAGAACACACACAAAUUAAUACAACAGCAUCUCAGGUCAAUUCAUCUUCCACCAGUGAUAUUCCUUACACAAGUACAGAACUUGGGGACACAUUUAGAACAGCUGACAAACAAACUACAGAAUAUACAAAUCAGUCACAAGCUAACACUAUAGAAUCCACAAGUCAACCUACAUCUAUUCAUACCCCUGUUUCAUCUAUCACACAAACUCAAUCAAUAACUACAUUACAAACAAGUACCCCUUUGAAAAUAACUACAGCCUUACUGUCGACACAAAUAACAACAGAACAGACUGAUCCUCCACUUUGUUAUGAAUGCAACAGGAAAAAGAAUGAUGAGAGUUGUAAUCAGAUCACAAAGCAAUGUCAACAGGGAGAAUCAUGUCAAACUCUGGUUGUGUAUUACACGAAGAAAGCUAUCAUUACAAAGAAGUGUGCCAAUUUGUGUGAAGCUAGUCUGAAUGCAUGCGACCCUACUGAUUAUCAAACCACAUGUAUUUAUUGUUGUUCUGACAAUCUGUGCAAUGAGGAAACAUCUUUCCUUAACUGGCAAGAUGGAAGGAAGAAAAGAAAGAAAAGAUCAGCUUUACUUACUGAAAUGAAUAGAGAAAAGAGAUCUGUGGAAGUACUAACAACAACAACAGCAUUCUGGAAUUCAUCUGUCCCUAAUUGUUUAGAUGUAGAACCACCCGUAUUCCAGAACUGUCCAACAAAAGAUAUCAUAGUUCACAAGGAACUGUGGGGACCAGUAUUUGUGAACAUAAGUCAACCAACAGCAGUAGAUAACUCUGGUAUCAGUCCAAAGAUAACAGUAACGCCUGAAGAUUUAAGACAGCCCUAUCUGUUCAGAGAGAACACCACUGUAACAUUUACUGCUGAAGAUGGGUCAGGAAAUUCUGAACAGUGUGAAAUCCAUGUAAUAUUGAUAGACAUACAUCCUCUCACAAUCAGAUGUCCUGUAGAUGUGGUCUAUGUACCAUAUGCUACUAACAGUGAUAUGGUCAAUAUAACAUACAACAGUGUAAAUGUUGUGGCCUCUAGUAGUGCCACACAUAUAACCUACCAGCCAGCCAUCAGUACCAGUAUCAGGAUAAAAGAACAUGUAGAAGUCAAAGCUACAGCACAUGAUUCCAAUGGCAACACUGCAUCAUGUAACUUUACUUAUGAAGCUACUAGAGACGACCAGAUUCCACUAUACAAAAUUAAAGUAGUUUACAGUGUUACAAAUGUGCAUUCAAAUCCAGAUGAUUGUCCGAAGAAGUACGGAAAAGAACUUUUUAAUAAAAUACAGAAUUUAUCAGUUACAGAAUGUAAUGACAGUUUUAUGCUUCUGCCAAGCAUUACUGUUCAUCAGGACAAAUUGGUUGUGGAUAUAUCUGUCAUGUUUAUGAAUUUUAAGACAUUGGAUUUUGAUUCUAUGAAAUACUGUGGUAAUUUAAGUGCACAAAAGAUGAUAGAUGCUGGAAACCUUACAUUGGCUCCCUCUGGUUGUGAACAGUUAGAACUUAUAUUCAUUGAUGAGGAGACAACUCAGAACUAUCUUUGUGAGAGUAAUUUCACUGUCCUGAAUAGAACCAGUAAAUAUUGUACAUACUGCAAUAAAGGUACCUUCAGUAAUCAGACAAGUGGACAGUGUGAGGUUUGCCCAGUAACACAGGACUCCAUACCCACAGAAUGUAUGGCUUGUUCUCAAGAUAGUUCAGUUUGUCUAGAUCUUUGUAAACCAGGAGAAUAUUCCCCAACUGGAUUACAGCCAUGUACCAAAUGUUCUGUUGGUACCUACACAGAUACUUACAAUUCUACUAUAUGCCAGUCUUGUACACCAGGGAACUCAACCUUAAGUACAGGGACAAACAGUCUACAUGGUUGUAUUGAUGAAUGUCCAAAGGGGAGCUACAGUCAGACAGGUCUUGUCCCAUGUCAGCCAUGUCCACAGUUGUUUUAUUCUGAUAAAACAAGGUCUCAGUCAUGUACAGAAUGUCCACCUGGUCAAGUAACACCUUCAAUAGGAAGUUCUUCAGUUAAUCAGUGUAACGAUCCUAAAGUAUGUUCUGAUGGUAUUUGUAAUCAUGGUAGCUGUGUGACAAAGGACAAUGGGAGACAUUUUGUUUGUGACUGUUUGCCUGGAUUUGCUGGUGCUGUUUGUGAUGUAGAUAUACAAGAAUGUGACAGUAACCCAUGUUUUAAUGGGGAAUGCGUAGAUGAAGAAAACAAUUACAGCUGUUUGUGUUAUCAAGGUUAUACAGGACAUGAUUGUGAAACCAGUAUAAAUGACUGCUCCCUGAAUACCUGUAGCAAUGGUACUUGUAUUGAUGGUGUCAAUUCCUCUACUUGUCUAUGUUAUGAUGGGUUUACUGGGGACAGUUCUUGUGUAGAGAAGACUGAAUGUGAUCCAAAUCCCUGUGAACAUGGUGGUCUGUGUAUAGAUUUGAUAGAUGACUUUAUCUGUAACUGUUCAGGUACAGGUUAUGUUGGAAAGAAUUGUAGUAUGUUACCAGAGAGAUGUUAUAAUGGAUCAUGUUUGAAUGAUGGAGUGUGUCAUCCACAUGUCAAUGGUUAUAGCUGUUCCUGUGCUCAAGGGUAUACAGGAGAAUACUGUCAGAUCAACAUUGAUGAAUGUCAAGGUCACUAUUGUCGAAAUCAAGCUGUCUGUAUCGAUGGGGUCAACUCUUAUACUUGUCUUUGUCAGCCAGGUUACAAUGGAUCCUACUGUGAUUACAACAUUAUGUGUGAUACCAACCCUUGUGUGAAUGGAGCAUCAUGUCAGACUACAUUAACUGCUUUUAUGUGUGAUUGUCUUCCAGGUUACUCAGGAGUUUUAUGUGAAGUUAAUAUAGAUGAGUGUAAACAGAAUAAUUGUAAUCCAGACACAUCACAGUGUGUAGAUCAGAUAAAUGGUUACACCUGUAAUUGUCUACCUGGAUGGACAGGUGAAUAUUGUGAUGAGCCUACAAAGGAAUGCUUAUCAAGUCCAUGUGCUCAUAGAAGUCAGUGUUUUGACCAUGAAAACCAGUUCUCCUGUUCUUGUGUUGAUGGAUAUACUGGUCACAACUGUUCAACCCAGGUAAUUGAGUGUGAUUCACAUCCCUGUUAUAAUGAUGGCCAGUGUUUAGACCAAGUAAAUGGCUAUAAGUGUACAUGUAAGGGGAGUUUUACUGGAAGUCAGUGUGAGAAACAUGUAGACUUGUGUGUAGGAUCUCCAUGUUUGCAUAAUGGUACAUGUCAAAAUCUUGUGGACACCUUUAUAUGCAAAUGUGAAGUUGGAUGGACUGGCAGUAGAUGUGAAUCAUUAAUAGAUAACUGUGUGAGCUUACCAUGUUACAACAAUGCUGUCUGCAUCAAUAAUAUUAACCAAUACACUUGUGUUUGCAAACCAGGUUAUACUGGAAGUCACUGCCAGAAGGACAUUGAUGAAUGUGUUACUGAUCCAUGUCUUCAUGCAGGAGUUUGUACAAAUCUGAUUGGUGGAUAUUAUUGCACAUGCCCAGAUGGAUAUACAGGAACAGAUUGUGCUGACCUUGAUAUUCCAUGUCCUUCAUGUCAAAAUGGGGCUAACAAAUGUUUUAAUGGAGAAUGUGUCUGUCUACCAGGCUAUAUUGGUCCUGAUUGUGGUAAAGAGGUAAACUCUGACUAUGAUUUGUAUUUCCAUGGUAACAGUAGGAUAGAGACUGGAGUUAAAAGAAUAAAAAAUAGAAACCAGUUUAGUUUGUGUCUGUGGUUGAAGACUUUUGGUCUGGUGUCAUCUAUGCCUGUUCUAACUUUAGUGGCUGAUAAUGGUAACAGUGAACAUGAAGUUUUAAGUAUAUACAACGAUAGUAUACACCUGUCCUACUUCAGUCAGACAGAAUUUAACUUAUCAAUGACACCUUGGUCAUGGAAUCAUCUAUGUGUAACUUGGGAUAGCCACAUGCGUGGACACUGGUCUGUUUAUAUCAAUGGUCAGAUACAGAUGGAGGGCAUUGAAUUUGGUAAUGGUCAAGAACUACCACAAAGACAAAGAAUUGUACUUGGGCAAGUAACAGCAGAUUAUAAUAGUACAUUUCAUGGUAUGAUAAGUCAAGUGAAUUUAUAUGAUAGUGUACUGAAUGAGUCUGAGAUAACUACAGGAGGUAACAACUGCUCCAUCAGUAUGCCAACAGGGACAGUAUUUAGGUGGCAAGAAUUUGCAAGUUAUGUCAACUCCGAAACUGCAGGUGUGGAUGUUAUUGAACCAUCUUUAUGCGGCAGUGAGGCAUGUCCUUUAGGUUAUGAAGGAGAAUGGUGUAACGCAACUGAAGAUACAGAGGCACCAACUGUUAUAUACUGUCCGGAACAUAUACAAGUUGUUACUGCUAACAGACUUAAUAUUGUGAACUGGACAGAACCUCAGUUUACAGAUAAUGUAGGGAUCAUUAAUAUAGUACAGACACACAGAUCAGGGCAAGUGUUUGCCUAUGGAGAAUAUGAUAUAAUGUAUAUUGCCUAUGACACAGAAAAUAACACAGCUAUCUGUAGUUUUACAGUUUAUGUUAUACCAUUUAAUUGUUCCUUGCCACCACCACCAUCUAAUGUGAUCUUGACAUGCUCUAGCUGGUCUGAGGGUUUACAAUGUUCUGUUAAAUGUCAAGAUCCCAGAAUUCAAAGUUUUGUCGAGGAAGUACCACCAUUUUAUAAAUGUGGUCGUGAAGGAUUCUGGGACCCACCUAGAGGUGAAGAAUUCAACUUUCCUAUUUGUGCUGAAGCCUCAUCACCAGAUGGAACAAUAAAAGGAGAGUUAGUAUAUCUAGGACCUCCCUGUACACUCAGUUCUAAACAGAUACUUAAUGAGAGCUUUGUUAAAAAUAUGAACAAUUGGAACAUGGAAUUUGGACUUUGUCCUGAGAUUGGUUGUAAUUUUUCCAACAUAACCAUAUUAUGUAUGUCAUCAGGAAAAAGACGGAGAAGAUCAACGAAGUCAACAUAUAAUGUUACAUUUGACAUUCCAGUAAAUGGGAGUUUAAUGAGUGACGGAGUAAAUGCCCUGCCAUUGACCCAGUUAGAGACCAUGAUUAAGAAUGAGGAAUUCAACACAGAUGAUUUCUCCUGUGAUGCUGAGAAACUGGUGGUUAAACCAUACAUCAAAUGUCAGACAGGACAGAUACUGGUUGACACUUACUGUGUGAAUUGUGUAAGAGGAACAUAUUAUGAUAACACCAAUGAAUUGUGUGGAGUAUGUCCUAGAGGCCAGUAUACAGACCAGGGAAGGCAGACAGCAUGUAAAUCAUGUGAUGUAGGAUAUACAACAGAAAGUUCAGGGACAACCAGUUCAACACUUUGUUAUAAAUCUUGUAACAUUGGAAAUUAUUAUGACAAGACACUCUCCAACUGUAAACCCUGUGAGAGAGGCUACUACCAAGAUGAGACAGGAAAGACAACUUGUAAAUCAUGUGGGAAUGGGAAGACAACUGAAAAUACAGGAUCUACUUCAGUGACAAACUGCCAGAAUUCCUGUAAAGCGGGAACAGAGUUGUCAGUGUCAGGUACAUGUGAACUUUGUGCUCAAGGUACAUAUAAAUCAGAAGACAGUCAAGACACUUGUCAGCCUUGUCCUUAUGGUUAUAGUACACACAAAAAAGGUGCUACAUCAGUUCAACAAUGUUCAGUUGUUUCCUGUCCACCAGAUUAUAAAUACGACAGUUCAACACAGAAAUGUAUAGUUUGUCCUCCUGGUUACCAUCAACCUUAUCAAGGUCAAAGUUCAUGUAUACCAUGUACCUAUUCUAAAUUUGAUAUCAAUAUAAAGAAAUGUUUAUCUGGGGAGAUUGAUGAAUGUGCCAUUCAUCAGGAUAAUUGUGAUGAUAAUGCGGAUUGUAGGGAUACUAAAGACUCAUUUGAAUGUCAAUGUAAAUUUGGCUUCAAAGGCAAUGGCACAACAUGUAUUGAUAAAUGUAUUGGAGCAUGUGAUGUCAAAGUUGCUUGUAUUAUUGACAACAGUGGUGAACCUCAGUGUAAACAAGAUACCUCAGGUCCAUUCCCAUUGAUAGCUGUGGCAGGAGGAGCAUCAUCAUUUGUGUUGAUAAUAAUCCUGAUUAUCAUAACAUUUGUCUGUCGAAGAAGAUCUAACCAAAAGAAAAGAAAAGAAACACCACAUAACUACCAACAUAUGGACAGAGUUCACCGUGAAUUGGAGGUGGUUACUUAUCCAAGAGGUUUACCUAGAACAGUACAAUUCAGAACAAAUCCUGCUUAUUCUGACUCAGAACUGUCAGAUCCAACUGUAUACCAUGGUGGACCAUCAUCAGCCCCAUUAUGGGCAAGACCAGUCUUUCCCGACCAUGAGGAUAUAUCCAAGUAUAGUGAAACAUCACUGAAAAGACCACUUAGACUGAGAAUUACCCAGGAGAUGAAAAAUGAUCAACAAUAUGAGAUUGAAAGUAAUAAGAGUUGGCAUGAUUCAUCACCUGGGUCUAGUCUGAGUCAAUAUCGAGAUGAUACACACCACUCCUCCCCUAACUCAAGUAUCAGUAAAUAUAGAGUGGACUCCAAUCCUAAGGACUCCUCUCCAAGCUCAAGUAUUAGCCACUACAAGGAAGACUCCCUACAUAAGAAUGAUAGUCCUAUAUCUAACAAGAGUGACUUCUCAGAUUCUUUUUUCUGAAUACCGAAACAAGUAGAACAACAUCUGAAAUGAUCCAGUUGAGGAGUCAGCUUAUAGUUAGCUGAUGUAAAACAUAAGAUGUUUUCUCUGAGUAAUUUCUUAUCAGAAAAGAAAUGGAAAACAUUCGUCCUAUAAGGAAUAGAUGGUUCUAAUAUGACAGUAUAAGAACUUCAAAUAAAACUAAGAAGAGACAAUUUUCAUUAGAAAAACAAAUGAAACAGUAUUAUAAGACUGGUGAAAUAUGGAAGAAAUAUGUCGUAUUAGAUAAUAAGGUCGGAAUGAAAUGUCUAACAGAAAUCCCAAAUUUUGACACCACAUAAGCUGAUAGAUAAAAACUGUUUAAGAAAACCAAUGGCCUCAGCCAAAAUUUUAUUUUGAAAUCAAACUAAAAAAUGUGAUUUUUGCUUGCCGAAUGAUCCAUAAAUGCAAUUUAGAAAUAUCAAGAAAAGAAAGAUUACGAAGAUGACAGUUUCCAACAUACAUACAUGACUCAACAGAACUACUGUACAUGUUUAAAACAACAAUGUUACUCCUAGAUGUAUAAUUGGAAUUUUUUAACAUCUAGAAAUGAACAACAAUUUGAUGCUGAUGAUUACCAGUUAAGUAGGAUGAGUGAUAAAUAUUAAUGUAUGUCAAAUAUAUGCAUAUAUGUGGUAAAACAAUGUUGAUAUAGCUGAAUAAACAUGGAUAUAUGUAGAACAUUAGUUGUUGAGUAUUUAUAUAUUCUGUUCACAUUGCCAAGUCUUUCCACAAUGUAUGUGCCUUGUGACACUAUAGGAUGUAAGUGAUCAGUGUAUUAUAGUUUUUAUGCCUUAACUGCAAAUAGACAAAUGAAAGUGUUCUUAAUUUAAUGACAAGCCAGUAUUGGGAGAAAGAUUCAGGAACAGAAAAACUUUAAGAUAAUUCCUGAAAUCUGAACAUUCAAUGCAAAUCUGAUGAUAUUGUAACAUUGUAAUUGUGUAUUAUAACAUUGUAAUUGUGUAUUAUAACAUUGUAAUUGUUUAUUGUCACAUUGUAUUUAUUAUAACAUUGUAAUUGUUUAUUAUAACAUUGUAAUUGUUUAUUGUCACAUUGUAUUUAUUAUAACAUUGUAAUUGUUUAUUAUAACAUUGUAAUUGUUUAUUGUCACAUUGUAUUUAUUAUAACAUUGUAAUUGUUUAUUGUAACAUUAAUUGUAAUUGUUUAUUGUCAUAUUGUAAUUGUUUAUUAGUUUUUUUUAUUUAUCAAUCAAACACAUGAAAACCAUUGUGUGUUCAAUCAUCACCAUAUCAUAUAAUGUGAAAUAUUUCAUUGUUUGUAAUAUUACAUAUAUGUUUUCCAUUUUUCAUUCAUAAUUUUGUUAAUAUUCACUAUUCUAGUUGAGUUGAAAUGCAGUGUUUACUGACCAACAUCAUGAACAGUUAAUAAUAAUUAAAUUGUAACUCUUAAGACCUAAAAUCCACCACUCAUCAGCAAUGAACCUCCAUCAUGUCUAAUUUAUAUCAAUAGCAUACUACAAUAACAUACCUCCUCAAAUGACAAUCUUAAAUUGUACCCAGUGAAAUAAAUAUAUUGGAUGAAAGUUUUAUUGUUUGCCGAUAAAAUGAUCCUUCAUUAGGAAGUAAGUGGUACAUUCCAUACUUGUAUCGUAAUAUACUUUUUACACAUAGUUUGACAUCAUGGUUUAGAUUUUUCCAAUUUUUUUUUCUUGAAUUGCAGUUAAUUCUGCCUUGCGGUUGUCAAAAUCUCAUAAUGGAAUCCAUUUGCUCCCCCAAAAAAAGUGGAUGUUUUUUUCUCCGAUUUAUUUAUCUGAUGUUAAUAUUUCCAAAAAGCCUCAGCAUCUGAAGUAUAAGGUUCAUCUAAGACAAGUCUCAUGACACCGUAGUACAUAUCUAGAUAAAAAUUGAAUGGUAUAUUUUUAUUGGUCUUUCAGUUUAAAGUUCUUUUUGUUUUUUUCUAGAAUUUGUCACUAGAUUUGGUCAAAGACCUACACUUGAAUAUUGUAUAUUUAUGAGAUGUACUGUAUUAUUUGUUUGUUUACCCAGUGCUGGUAAGGUGCCUAUACUUAUUUAUAAAUAAUUAUUAUUUGCCAUAUAUAUAUAUAAUUAAAUAUUGCUCAUUGAUAUCCUAUUUAACUGAAAUGUAAUGUAUUAUCAUCAAGAUACAGUAUUUAAUAAAACCAUUUUUACAGAAAACUUUACUGUCAUUAAAUUGUAUGCAUGUGUUGUUUUUUUUUCGUCAAGAACACCAAUUUUAAGAAAUUUCAUUACAAUGGUCUUUGGCACAAAAGAAAGGCUUGUAUUUGUAAUUGAUUGUGACACAAUCUAGUUUUUUGGAUAAAAAGCCAUUAGGCCUAAACUGUGUUUUAACCGUUUUGAUGUACAGCAUUUAUUUUUCACUUUUGAUAUACACUUGUUCAGUAUUUCUUGGUUGACUGGCAUCCUGUUCUCAGCAUGGCUCUCUAUUUUAUUUUUUUACUAAAUAAAAAUUGCAAUAGGAUAAGUUUUACAAAGAUAAAAUCAUAGAAUUAUAAUAUAGGAAGGAAAAGUAUGUUUUUCAGAUUAAAAAAGAAAUUGAGUUAUAUUUCCAACCAUGAAAUACCUUGUUAGAAACUUUAAAUUUGUCAUUUAAGAUUUUCUUGUAAAUAGUAAGGAGGAAUUAUUAUAAUGUCUUUGAAUUGUGUCACAAUAAAGUUUUAAGUGCAGUUUUUAUUUGAGGAGGCUAAAUAUUAUCAUUUAUUUGUUUUUGCAUUUAUUUAUUUAUCAAGGUGCAAUUUUUCCUUUUAAAUCAAAAUUAAAUGUUAUUUUGUUAAGUUUUUUUUGUAUGUGUUAUUUUUUUGCUAUAAAGAAAAUAGAGGUAAUUUAUUAUAAUGUAUCUUGCUUCAAGAUUUUGCUUUUUAUGCUUUUGAAAAUUGUAAGUUUCAUUUUAGCAUCUGCUUUUUAGCAUGUCAAGUGAUUUUUGGUACAGUAUUACAUAUAAUCCAGUCUCUAUAUCAUUACAGAAAAAAGUAAAUUUUUAUCACAUUUAUUUUCUAUUGGGUAUUUAUUCAAAUCUCAAUGAAGUUGAUGCAGAAAAGAUCUUUUGUGCUAAUUCUUGCACUACAAUACAUUUUCUAUCAAAAUGAUAUUAAAGAAUAUAUGUUCUGACCUCAUGAUUUCCUGGUUAAUUUUUUUCUUCUUGCAAUAACGGUAAGAGUUCCAUAUGGCACCCCACCAUACUAAAAGAACACAAUAAUGUAUUGCAGUUUAUUCCGUGGGGGUGCCAUAUGGAACUCUUUCCCCAAUACUAAACUAUAUGACCAGUUGUCCUAAUAGAACCAAAGCAGAUGUUGCUAAUCUCUCUUACUCUUUUCUUUGAUACACAUGUAUUUUGAAUCAUAAUUAUUGAGCAACUUCUUGAAUCAUUGUUUAUGAACAGCAUAUUUGGGGAAGCAUAUUUAUUAAAUGUAACAUGAUCAUUACUAGUAUCUGUCUCAUAGCUAAAGUAAGAUGUCAUUCCACAUCAUGUUAUAUUGCAUAUGUGCCAUAUUUAGUGUAGUCUUUUAGAAACAAGUUGGUAAAAGUACAUUAUCAGACUGGGUAUAUUGAAUAUAACUCAUUUCCAUACGAAAGUAAAAUGUAAGCAGGGGAAACCUUGGUUAAACAAAUGCAUAGAUUUGACCAUAUUAGUGCUUGGUAAUAUAUUAUUGCCAAAAUGUUAAAUAUGGUUAUGUAGUCAUUAUAGUACACAUACAGUAUGGACAGCUAAAUAAAUAAAGACAGUUUUUGCACAAAAUAACUGUUCAAAUCAAGCCAGUAUUGCAAUUUUCAGUUCUGUAUUGUACAUUUUAUCCACUUGUUUCUGAAUGUUUUGACAGCAUUGUUUUGUGAGCAUUAAAUAUUUUAAAAAGUUUGUAAAUAUAAAUGAAAUAAAGAUUGUUUUAAAGUU